Messenger RNA from Linnemannia hyalina, 1002 nucleotides. The record is from the annotation of a GenBank genome assembly. Lineage: Eukaryota; Fungi; Mortierellomycota; Mortierellomycetes; Mortierellales; Mortierellaceae.
AUGCUCAAGCAGGUCAACAAUAACAACAACAAUACCUCACUCACCCAAGCAUCAACAAGAGCAUCUCAUUCCGACAGUGGCAGUGACAAGGACGACAUUAUUCCCCAGGACUUGUCUGAUCUCUCUCCCACCCUGAGCUACAAAUCACUCCACCACCCGUCCACAACAGCCAGCAGUGACGACUCAAGUUCAGAAGGAACAGAACCAACUCUGUUGACAACCACUACAACCACUACCACUACCACUACCACUACAACCACUACCACAACGACAGCAGCGGCAGCAGGAUAUAUGGCACCAAAGGCAGCAACUUCCUCUGCAGGGGGAUCAUCAACAUCAUCAUCGUCACCAGCAUCCACGAUACGCUCAAGUCAAGGCCCAACAACAGCAACAACAGCAGCAGGAGCAGUGGUGGAGUCGUCGUUGUCAACAACAACGACAACAUCAACAACGACAACGUCGUCUCCCUCGUUCGGUCUGGUUGUGGACGGACCUUACUUGUUUGUGUUCGACGUGGCGCUGUCGCUCUACUACCCGAUUCGGGCGUUGAUUCUGUUUGUACUCGGCUUUGUGUUCUCGUUGGUCAUUGACCACCUCCAGACUCAGCACAAGCUCGUGCAGUAUCCCAGCAACAUGUCCCAGCUCUGGGACACUGCCUCGUGGCUGCCUCCGACCUGCGGAGCCUCAGCCGUGCUCAUCGGCACCAUUUAUCCGCUCGGCGAUUAUCUCUGGUGGGGCAAGCGCGUCCAGCCCAACGGCCGAGACUGGUCCAGCGUUAUGAGGUGCAUGGGUGGGUUCAUUGGGGUUAAUUAUGCAGCGUCCAAGCUGCCGUGGACAAGUAGCGUGCAGGUCUCUUGCACACUGGCCCUGAUCUCGGCUGCGCUCUGGUUCUUGUUUGACCGUACCUUCCACGGAUUCAUGAUUUCGUUGACCGUGGCCUCGAUGGGAACGACGGUUGCCUACUUUUUAGUCCUCAAUGGAUGGUAUAGCCGGAAGGUUUGA